GGCAGCAAGUGGGGCUAAGAUUUCAGUCCUGUCUGGGGACUUCACACUAGGAUGGCCCUGCAGUCACUGGCUCUGAGGUUUCUCCUGGCCUUUGCAUCUCUACUGUCAGCACAUGGCCAGGAUGAUUUUUUCAACAUCCAAAUAGUGCCCCAGGGAACAGCUAUGCCAGAAAUGUGCCGAAGGCCCCUGUGGGACUCCACACUCCAGCUGGUGCCAGACCAGCAGAAUUAUAAGAAUGAUGAAGUGAUGCUGAGCUGCCCUGAAGGUUUCCAGCCAUCCUUCAGCCAUAUCAAAUGUUCUAGUGAAGUCCAGUCCUUCACUCGUGGGAAACCUGUAUACAGAGAAGUGUGGACUGGAAGAAACUCCAGAGGUGUCUGGGUCCGCAUUCGGUCCAGCGUGGAGUGCAGUGAAGUCUUCCAGGUUGACCCUGAGACCUUUGAGAUUUCCAGCACCAGCAUCAAACUGAACUGGACCUGCAGGUUCCCUGAUGCCUGCCAGGGCAUGAGGGCCAUGUGCCGGCUGGCAGCGCCUUCCUCCCCUCCCUGUGAGGCUGAGGAGGUGAAGGGAGAGCAGAUGUUACAUGGCCAGGAGGGAACAUUCACCUGCUCCCCUUUGCAGCCCUUCACUGAGUACAGUGUCACCAUCGACUUGCCCCCCAACACAACCCUUUUCUCGUGGUUGUUCACGACAGAGGAAAUAGUGCCGGACAAACCGCAGCAGCUGUGGCUGGAUCCCGACAGGGGCUCUCUCCGCUGGAACUCGCUGCCCUCCUGCAACGGGGAGAUCAUCGGAUACCAGCUGAGCAUCACAGCCAGGAGGGCAGGGGACAGCAGCGUGCUGGAGACGGAGCGGCUGCGCCUCAAUGGCUCCGUCAGCGAGCACCGGCUGCCGGAGCACAGCCCUGGCAGCAGCUACACCGUGACGAUCCAGGGGCUGACGGCUGCUGGAGCCGGGCCCCCGCUGAUGAGGGACUUUGACAGCGACAGCUCCGACACCCCGCGCCGCCGGGGCAGCGGCUGCCGCAGCGUGGGCGACAUCGCCCCGUCCCAAGGCACGGCCGUGCUUCCCCUGCGCCCCCUCGCCCGGGCCCCCGGGGCAGCCAGGGAGCACCAGCUCAUCGUGGCCGCCACGCACAACGCCUCGCUCAUCGAGGGCAUCUGCUCGGGCCGGCCGCAGCUCUCCAACACCAGCGUCUACGUGGCCGCUCUUCUCAACCUCACCGCCCCCACCGACUUCGUGCUGGGCGACGGCAGCCGCGGCCCGGGCCAGCACAACGCUGCCCUCCGCCCGGGCCGGGACUACACGGCCCUGCUGCGCCUCAGCCGCCUCUGGCCGCAGGCAGAGAAGUUCACCUGUGUCUGCUACAGCUUCUCUGUCGGGCAGACUGCGUUCCAGUGGCAUGGGAUUGUGAUUGGACUGGUUGUGCUGUUGGCAGUCCUCCUUGUGGCUGCAGUCAUCCUGUGGUUUGUGCUCUCCAAGAAAAAGAAGUAUUUGCCCAACAAAACUAAGGAGGAUAGUUAAAAAGGUAAAGGUGGCUAGGCUGGAGAUCAGUCUAUCCGGGACCAUGGAGACAUCCAGAGCACUGAGGAUAUGAAGAAAAUGGGAAGGAUAACCCCACCCCAGUGCUGAUGACUGCUAUGUCCCCUGGCUCUCCUGUGACUGACCAGCAUAGAGGUCUCAUGUAAUUCAUCCAAUUCAGCAGGGCAUGAGGAAAACAGAAGGCCAAGGAGGGUUGAGCUUUUUCAUUCCUCACCUCCUAGGUUUUGCUUACUGCUUUGUAAGGCCUUUGAAACUGGCUUUCUGUAAUCCUUUUUUCCAGGCUUUGCUUUCAUUUUUGCUUUCCUGGAAGCAUAACUUGUAUGCCAGAUUUCCCAGUCCCAGACUCACACAGGCUCAGGCUGAUGGCAUUUGCUGUCCUCUGGGCUCCCAACCCUUCUGCCCUUUCUGUUGAUAUUCAGCCAACAAAGCCAAGGGUUUUGCUAGGCCUGGCUGAAUGCUUUGUGGCUCUGCCUAUUCUGUCUGGACAACAAAUAAAGGCUUAUG
This is a messenger RNA of Pseudopodoces humilis (Tibetan ground-tit), 2043 nucleotides long. NCBI's taxonomy places the organism in Eukaryota, Metazoa, Chordata, Aves, Passeriformes, Paridae. The record is from RefSeq and is a predicted model, not a curated record.